Molecule: messenger RNA, 3554 nt
Organism: Vanessa tameamea
Lineage: Eukaryota; Metazoa; Arthropoda; Insecta; Lepidoptera; Nymphalidae
Gene: Ror
Product: tyrosine-protein kinase transmembrane receptor Ror
Exons: 4
Coding region: 230-3172 (980 amino acids)
Biological process (GO): cell surface receptor protein tyrosine kinase signaling pathway; positive regulation of kinase activity; positive regulation of phosphatidylinositol 3-kinase/protein kinase B signal transduction
Cellular component (GO): signaling receptor complex; plasma membrane
Molecular function (GO): ATP binding; Wnt-protein binding; transmembrane receptor protein tyrosine kinase activity
Source: RefSeq, a predicted model, not a curated record
GUUACAUACCACAGAGUUCCAUUGUAGAUUGUAUUGCUGUAUUAAACAUUUUUUAAGAGAAUCGGAAUUCUACUCCGAAUCAAUUACAGUUAUCAGAUGGAAAGGAAAUAAAGUAUUUAAUUACAAAAUUGUCCAGGAACAAGAUAAGUACUUUUUAGUAAUCUCGCAGUAAACAUGUAAUCAUAAUACAAGGGCUUUUUUAUGUACGGUGUUAUGGAAAACAUCAGUCAUGAAAUACUUUUGUAUAAUUAUUCUUUUCGUCGUCUCACAUGAAAGUCAGUCGUCUAUUUUUAACAAAACGGAUUCAUUUUCACUGCUUAAAUCAAAUUCAUCUGAUCAAAAAGGAUGGAUCAUAAAACUUGAUAUCUAUUUCGCGAAAACACUUCCUUCAAUGUUACAAAAACUACCUGGAACCGACGUUCGCUUUAAAUGCGAGGCAAUAAUGAAUUUUACCAAAGUUGAAAAAUUUACUAAAAACAAAGAGGGUAUAGAAACAUCUUUAAAAGAAUUUCCUCCAGAUCAUAUUCAAGAAACUUUGAUGAAGAAUGUCAAAGUAUAUUGGUUGAAAGAUAGCAAAGUGUUGUUAGAAAAUCCAAGAGUCAAAAUUCUUACUAAAAUAGACAAAACAAACGGCACCAUUGGUACAUAUCUUAGAUUAAAAAAUUUAAGCACUGAUGAUACAGCAAACUAUACUUGUGUGAUUAAACAAAAUUACGAAAAAAAGUUGUCAACAAGGCUCAUUAUUGAAAAGGAUACUUACAACCAGCUGACAUACCCUGCAGUUCCUACAAUUGCUGGCAACAACAAUGAGAUGGUGUUGAAUAUUAAAACAACACCCAAUUUAAUAUCUGAAGGUAUGACAUCAGAAAUUGAAAUUAAUAAAAGUAAUAUUACAACAAUUCCACAAAAGCUAGAACCAAUAUGUCAAGAAUAUGUAGGAAAUGUCUGUAGCUCUCAUUUGAAGGGUCAUUUUGUUUACAUUCCUUAUGGGACUUCUCAAGCUGCUCUUGAGAACAAACUUAUGAAAGCUUUUCAGGUCACGAAAUACUCGAACGAUAUAAGCUCCAAUUGUGAACGGUAUGCUCUUCCUAGUUUAUGCUAUUCCACUUUCCCAAUAUGCAGAGACCCUAUAAAAACAAAUGAAAACUUUUUUAAGGAAGUAAACAACAGUUUUAAAGCAUAUACUGAAAUGAACAAUCAACAAAUGGGAAACUCAGAUAAUCAAAACGUUUCUAAAACAGCUGAUACACCAACAUCUCGAUAUAUACAAGUACCCCUAAUUUUAAAUAAUUUAUCCAAAGAUUUAUUCAAUUAUCGCUACAAUUCCACAAUACUGCGACGUGUAUGUAAACAAGAUUGUGAAAUAUUAGAAAAUGAACUCUGUCAAACAGAAUAUGCCAUUGCUAAAAGACACCCCCAUAUUGGGCAACAGCUGACAUUGGAAGAAUGCCAGGAUCUGCCAGAGGAUGAUCCAGACUGUCUUAAGAUAGGCAUUGGCAGUCUAAUGGUUUCAGAUGAUGAAUGUUACUGGGAAAAUGGAGGUGGAUAUCUCGGUAGAGUGAGUGUAGCAAGUUCUGGUAUGGCAUGUAUUGAAUGGUCUAAGCAGCUCUAUUUAAAAGUUUCCGACUAUCCUGAAUUAGCAGGUAGACAUAGCUAUUGCAGAAAUCCUGGUGGAAUCAAAACCCAACCAUGGUGUUUUGUUGAUAAUGAUGGAAAAACAGAUCAACUAUGUGACAUUCCAAAAUGUGCUCACAAAAUAUGGAUUUACAUUGUUGUAAUUUUUCUUCUUUUGUUGUUACUGGUUGUUGGAUGUAUAAUUUGCCUCUUUUAUAGACACAAAAAUAAAGGAAAUGCUGCUACUAUUAGGGACAUUAAUCUUCCUAAUGCUGAUAAAAAUAUCUAUGGAAAUUCAAGAUUGAAUUCUCCUAUAGAAAUGAAUGAAUUAUUAACUAAUCAAAACAGUGGCAGUCAACCACAUCUGACAACUUCAACACGAGGAAAUGGUAUCCUUCGUAUACCUCAAUACUCAUUAUCACAAAUCAAAUUCUUGGAAGAAUUAGGUGAAGGUGCUUUUGGUAAAGUUUAUAAAGGAGCAUUGAAAAAGAAUGGUGAAACUCAAUAUGUGGCUGUUAAAGCAUUAAAAGAAAAUGCUUCUGCUAAAACAAAAGCCGAUUUUAGAAGGGAAAUUGAUUUAAUAUCAGAAUUAACACAUGAGAAUAUAGUAUGUAUUGUCGGAGUAGCUCUCAGAGAGGAACCACUAUGUAUGCUGUUUGAGUUUAUGGCCCGUGGAGACUUACAUGAAUUUCUCAUGGGCCGUGCACCUCCGUCUGGCAAGGGUUUGCCUUCAAUGAGACUACUGAACAUUGCCAAUAAUAUUGCAUCUGGUAUGCAGUAUCUUGCCUCACAUCAUUAUGUGCACAGAGAUUUGGCUGCAAGAAAUUGCCUUGUGUCAGAUGAUUUUAUAGUAAAAAUAUCAGAUUUUGGACUUUCUAGGGAUAUUUAUAGCUCGGAUUAUUAUAGAGUGCAAUCUAAGAGUCUACUACCAGUGAGGUGGAUGCCUCCAGAGUCAAUCCUCUAUGGUAAAUUUACUACUGAAAGUGAUAUUUGGUCCUAUGGAGUUGUAUUGUGGGAGAUCUAUAGCUAUGGAUUGCAGCCUUACUAUGGAUAUAGCAAUCAGGAAGUUAUAGCAAUGGUCCGUGCUGGUGAGCUAUUGAUGGCUCCUUCAGGAUGCCCAACAGCUAUGUAUACUCUCAUGAUGGAAUGUUGGAAACAUACACCUCAAAGGAGACCUAAUUUUGAAGAAAUUGUUAUGAGAUUACAGGAUUGGAUACAAAUGGGUGGGUGUCCAGACACGGCUCCUUCUGAGUCUGGCAGUAGUUGCGGGCAUCGGCCGACAACGUCUACCAAGGAAUUCCAAGAGCGAGUCCCGCUUCUACCACCUCACUGUUCCUCCUCAAACGGCUCACUAGCUACCGGAAGCCUCAAGAAAUUUAGUGCAGCUGGAUCCAGUUCUAAAGUGACCGAUGAUAAUUUCUCCACAUGUAGCGAAGUGCCACCUCUUGCGCCCAAGACUAAAAAGUACAGUUCGGGAUCCCUCAUAGACACGGAUAAAAUUGGUACCAAGGACACUGUCGUUAGAAUACCCAACAAACAUUACGGCAACGAAAUAUAACCAUUGCAUAGAUAUUACUACACCUUUGUUAAGCUUAAAGUUUGCUCUCUCCUCGGUGAGUAUUAAAAUAGUUGUAAGUAAAUUAUUGGCACUGCUAGAAUAAGUAACUUCAUGAUAGUUAUAGAUGGCUAUGCACACUCCGCCUUAUUAUUUAUUAAAAGACAAUACAUUUUAUUUAUUGGAAGAAAUUUUAGUUGUUUUGUUAUUUUUGUAGUCCAGGGUAAGUAAAAAAAUAUUAUGAAAGAUGUACAUAAAACAUAUUUGCUCAAAGUCUUCAGGAUGUAUCGAUACAUUACCGUACAUAUAUCAUAAGUACAUGUAGAUUUGAAUAACGACAUAGUUGCAGAAAAUUAAUUAUUAGUUUUUUUUUUGCUUAGUACAU